Molecule: messenger RNA, 1129 nt
Organism: Chroicocephalus ridibundus (black-headed gull)
Lineage: Eukaryota; Metazoa; Chordata; Aves; Charadriiformes; Laridae
Gene: SSR3
Product: signal sequence receptor subunit 3
Exons: 5
Coding region: 79-642 (187 amino acids)
Biological process (GO): SRP-dependent cotranslational protein targeting to membrane
Cellular component (GO): membrane; endoplasmic reticulum
Source: RefSeq, a predicted model, not a curated record
CCCGCCCCCGCCCCGCUGGCGGGGUCCGACCCGGAAGCAGUCGUGGAGCGCUGACGGUGCCAGGGCCCGCGUCCCGCCAUGGCUCCCAAGGGCGGCCCCGGCGGGCGACAGCAGUCGGAGGAGGACCUGCUCCUGCAGGACUUCAGCCGCAACCUCUCCGCCAAGUCCUCCGCGCUCUUCUUCGGAAACGCCUUCAUUGUCUCCGCCAUCCCCAUCUGGCUUUACUGGAGGAUAUGGCAUAUGGAUCUUGUUCAGUCUGCAGUCCUGUAUAGUGUAAUGACCCUCAUCAGUACCUAUCUAGUAGCUUUUGCAUAUAAGAAUGUCAAGUUUGUUCUCAAACACAAAGUAGCACAGAAAAGAGAAGAUGCUGUUUCCAAAGAAGUUACUCGUAAGCUGUCUGAGGCAGACAAUAGGAAGAUGUCUCGUAAGGAGAAGGAUGAAAGAAUUCUGUGGAAGAAAAAUGAAGUGGCAGACUAUGAAGCAACGACUUUCUCCAUCUUCUACAACAACACUCUCUUUCUGGUCUUGGUCAUCAUUGCUUCAUUUUUUGUGCUGAAGAACUUCAACCCCACUGUCAACUAUAUUCUUUCUAUAAGUGCUUCAUCUGGACUGAUUGCCCUGCUCUCCACAGGAUCCAAGUAGACAAAAAACCCACACCAAUUUAUUUCUGUGAGAGGGUUCAACUGCCAUACAAAAGUUUAAGGGUGGAAUGGGAAUCCUUUUUUUUUUUUUAUAGUCUGACUGCUUGAGGGAAUGUGGAGGGAGGGUCUGAAUCCAAAAUGAGUGAAUUAUAUUUACUUUUGAUAUCUUUACAUGGUAUUAUUCAAUAACUGAAUUAAUUUUUUUUUUUACUUAGCAAUGAAAGGAAAUUGUAUGCGAGAAGUUACCAAACAAGCUUUCUGAAGCACUGCAUAGGUGUGACGGUACUACAGACUAUUAGCCAAGCACACCGCAGUGGGCUGCUACACUGCAGCACAAAUGGUCGUACUUAAAACCUGUAAUGGCAUUCCCCUGUAAGUUUGGUGACUGGGUUAAGAGAUGAACUCCCUGAUCAUAAAAAGUGACAAUCCGCCAUUUAUCAUUGUAACUUGAAAAGUUGUAAUAAAAAGGAGGCUUUUUUGUCAUUUAA